This is a messenger RNA of Leguminivora glycinivorella, 2585 nucleotides long. RefSeq names its product serine/threonine-protein phosphatase 2A catalytic subunit beta isoform-like. Lineage: Eukaryota; Metazoa; Arthropoda; Insecta; Lepidoptera; Tortricidae. The transcript has 8 exons. Gene Ontology annotation, biological process: peptidyl-serine dephosphorylation; mitotic cell cycle. Gene Ontology annotation, molecular function: protein serine/threonine phosphatase activity. The record is from RefSeq and is a predicted model, not a curated record. The coding region runs from base 151 to 1149 and encodes 332 amino acids. Gene Ontology annotation, cellular component: cytosol.
UGGUACGUCAUUUUGUAAGUGUCUGCCGUAGUAAAUUUUCUCGGUACAGUGAAAAAUAGUUUACUCGCAUGGUUUUGUAUACGCUUAAAAGAUAAGACACUUUUUAAACCCCAUUUAACGUCUCGUACGUUAAUUUCACAAACCACAAGUAUGGACGACAAGGCGGCGUUAAAGGAAUUGGAUCAAUGGAUAGAGCAGCUAAGCGAAUGCAAGCAGUUGACAGAAAAUCAAGUCGAAACGUUAUGCGACAAGGCAGAAGAGAUUCUGACUAAAGAAUCCAACGUCCAAGAAGUGAAAUGCCCCGUGACAGUAUGCGGCGACGUUCACGGGCAGUUCCACGACCUGAUGGAACUGUUCCGCAUCGGAGGGCGGUCUCCCGACACCAACUACCUGUUCAUGGGGGACUACGUCGACCGUGGAUAUUACAGCGUGGAGACUGUCACAUUGCUGGUUGCGCUUAAGGUGCGCUAUCCUGAGAGAAUAACGAUCCUGCGCGGCAACCACGAGUCGCGCCAGAUCACGCAAGUGUACGGCUUCUACGACGAGUGCCUGCGCAAGUACGGCAACGCCUCCGUGUGGAAGCACUUCACCGACCUCUUCGACUUCCUGCCCCUCACCGCGCUCGUCGACGGACAGAUCUUCUGCCUACACGGAGGCCUCAGCCCGUCCAUCGACACCCUUGACCACAUCCGAGCGGUGGAUCGCUUGCACGAGGUGCCGCACGAAGGGCCCAUGUGCGACCUGCUCUGGAGUGACCCCGACGACAGAGGCGGGUGGGGUAUAUCACCCCGAGGCGCCGGCUACACGUUCGGGCAAGACAUCUCGGAGACCUUCAACCACAGCAACGGCCUAACAUUGAUCUCACGCGCCCACCAGCUCGUCAUGGAGGGCUACAACUGGUGCCACGAACGAAACGUCGUCACUAUCUUCUCAGCACCCAACUACUGCUAUAGGUGCGGUAACCAAGCCGCCAUUAUGGAAUUGGAUGACGCGCUUAAGUACUCAUUCCUAAAGUUCGACCCGGCCCGCGGCGCGGCGAACCUCACGUCACACGGCGAACGCCAGAUUACUUCAUGUAGGCUGCACCGGAGGCGCACAAGAAGCAGUCGGUCGGCAUCGGCGGGGCUGGUGUUAGCGGGGGCGGGGUGAAGCGUGCACGCGCACGCACACAUGCACAAGCACGUGCACACGCGCGCGCGCACGCGCACGCACGGCGGCCGCGCGUGCCCCGCGCCGCGCGCCGCCUGCUCGGGCUGGCGCGCGUCGCCUCCUGGCUCGCCUCCGUCUGACACACACACACACACACCCGGGGACACACACAUUUCACGCGGUCCGGUGACCGACGUAAGCGCUGACGCUUCAAAUACACUUGACAAUUCUUCUUACGUAAGUAGGGACACAGCAUUUGGUAACGAUAUUCAUAUCUCCUUCUGUAGUACGAAAUGUUGAGACGUUAAAAAUAUGCCUAUAUCGUAGUGUUGUCGCGUUUUUUUACACGUAUUAAUUUGACAGGAGCGACGAUACGAUGUUGCCACUUUUUAAUUUCUACUCCUUGCCUCCUACUUACGUAAGUAAAUUUGAAAAUGUAUUUCGGGGCUAAAAGUUAGCGCACGGUUCGCGGCCUGUAACUUAGCAUCACACGUUUGGUAUCGCUCGGGGAAGUGAAACGUCUCGCGGCAGAAACUUAGGUUAAUAUUGUACGUAGCAGUAAUUAUAUGUUUUUUUUUACUGUUAAAUGUUAUGCGAUAUUUCUGAUGUGGCUCGGUUCACUUCCUCGGCGAUACGAUAUUUAAAAUCGACCUAUGAACAAUAUAUGUAAUCACUAAUAAAACGUCGGCGUUUAAAAUUGUUUAAAAAGUUACGCAUGCGUCAAAUGGAGAUACUAAAUUACAAUUAUUUGGACGAGUGUCGCCCGUUCAGUUUACCUCUCGUGUCCGCUAUUAAAAUACACGUGGUCCGGUUUCCUCGCGUGUCUCGCCUCUAACUUGCCAGUGGAAACGUGCGCCACAUUAAAUAACGUAUCUUGUAUAAUUUGAAUUUUCCCGAUUCUAGUAUUCCAUUUGGCGCUACGAUAUACGUCGACGCGCCCCGCUAGUCGGUUCGGUUCAGUGCCGUGUGAGUUCCCGCCGUCCGCGUGCGCGUGCAGCUCCGCGUCUCGCGCGCGUCACCGAGCUGUCCACGCGGCUGCUCUAGUGACGGCCACGUGCCGGUGAGCAGACGCGGUGCACGUGCGGAGACGUGGUCGGCGCCGGCGCGGGCUCCGCGAGCGCGACGUGAGCGUGUCGCUCGCGUCACCGAGCUGUCCACGCGGCUGCUCUAGUGACGGCCACGUGCCGGUGAGCAGACGCGGUGCACGUGCGGAGACGUGGUCGGCGCCGGCGCGGGCUCCGCGAGCGCGACGUGAGCGUGUCGCUCGCGGCGCGCAGUAGGUAGUGGCAUACGUCCUGUACUUGUGUCCGAUUAUUCGGCGUUCGCCCCGCGGCCGCGCGGCUCUGCUGGUAUGUUCAUUAUAACCUGUCCGGACCUACUGUAUGUACACUUAUGUAUCAGACACUUAGAGCUCAUUAAACAGCGUGCAUUUGCUA